Molecule: messenger RNA, 3684 nt
Organism: Chiloscyllium plagiosum (whitespotted bambooshark)
Lineage: Eukaryota; Metazoa; Chordata; Chondrichthyes; Orectolobiformes; Hemiscylliidae
Source: RefSeq, a predicted model, not a curated record
CGCAGUGGCGCCUGAGGCCUAGUCUCCGAGAGAGGGUCCGCCCGCCAUUGUCCCCGAUGGGCUCGGCCCCUCCGCCCGCGGCCUCGGCCUCGUCGCCGUCCUCGUCCCGGCGCCACUCGUGUUACCUGUGUGACCUGCCGCGGAUGCCGUGGGCGAUGAUCUGGGAUUUCUCUCAGGCCGUGUGCCGGGGCUGCGUUAACUAUGAGGGAGCGGACCGCAUCGAGCUGGUCAUCGAGCAGACCCGGCACCUGAAGCGGGCGCACGGCCUCCCGGCUCCCGGGGCCCAGGCGCAGGCUCAGGCCCAGGCCAGGCCCCGGACUCCCUUACCCCCUCCAGCCCCGGCUGCCCAUCACCAUCACCGGCUCCUCCUGGGGGAUUACCCCGGGUCUGAGGUCCCCCCACCUCCGCCCCCGCCGCCGCCCACCGCCCGAGGCCGCCCCCUCCUGGGCCUCAGCCCGCGCUCGGGCCCGCCGCUGGGCCUCAGCCUGGGCCUCGAGUUAGGCCGAGGGCGGCACGAGCUGGAGAGGGCGCUGCGGGAGAAGGCGGGGCCGCCGCUGCCGCCCGGACACGGGCCCGGACCCGGGGCCGAGGCCUCUCUGUCGGAGCUGGGCCGCGCCUUCAGGCACCGAACCGAGGAGUGGGCCGGCCGCCCGGCCGCCGUCAGGGACUCCCUGCUCGGCCUGUCCGACUGCGCCCCCUUCCCCCUCCGGCUGCGGGCCGAGCCCAGCCUCCAGGCCCGGGUGUUGGCCUUCGACGCGGCGGAGCGCUGCCCGGACCGGGCCCUGGAGCUGAGGCUGUUCAUCGAGUAUCCGAGCGGCUCCGGGGCGGUGCACUCCGGGGUGGCCGAGGCCGUGCGGCACAUGUUGGCCGACAGCGCCAAGGAAGCGCAGGCCCCGGGCCUGGAGUGCCUCGAGUACGAGAGGAGGCCCGGAGCCGGCGACUGGAGGCCCCUGUCCCACCUCCUGACCGAGGCCGCCCGCCUCUUCAAGGAGGCCGUGCCCGCCGACCUGCUGCCGGAGCCACACGCCGAGCCCGGGCUCAGCCGGCCACCCCCCCCUCCCACCUCCUCCAGGCCUUUGGGCCCACCCAGGCGCCGCAAGGCCUCGCCGGAGCCUGAGGCCUGCAAAGGCCUCCCCCCGGGGGACCCCCAGGCCUGGCCUCCGGAGGGUCACUCCCCGGCCGGCUCCUCCGGCUCGGCCGCCGACCCCCUGCUCCCCAAGGAGGCGGUGCACUCCACCACCGCGGCCCCCGGCCAGAGGCGCCUGACCUCCCGUAACGGCGGCGAGGUUGAGCCGGGAGCCGAGCCCCCCCCUCCUCAACCGCCGCCACCCCCCGCCGCGCCGUCGGCGGGUGCCCCGGACUCCUCCAGCAGCCCUCUCUGCUGCACCAUCUGCCACCAGCGGCUGGAGGACACCCACUUCGUCCAGUGCCCCUCGGUGCCCGGCCACAAGUUCUGCUUCCCCUGCUCCCGGGAGAGCAUCAAGUCGCAGGGGGCCAACGGCGAGGUCUACUGCCCCAGCGGUGAAAAGUGCCCGCUCAUCGGCUCCAACGUGCCCUGGGCCUUCAUGCAGGGAGAGAUCGCCACCAUCCUGGCCGGUGACAUCAAGGUGAAGAAGGAGAGGGACCCCUGAGACACCGCGAGAGACCGAGACUGAGCUGCUUGAGUCAAGGAGCUAGCUGCCUGUAACUCCUCCUCUUUGGAAACCUCCCGCCCUCCUCACCCACUGAUGGACCGAGAGGUCUCUGCAACCAAAAACAAAAAUUCAAAGCCAACUACGAGAGACAAUGGGAUUGAUUUGCCUUCUCUUGGGAAGAUACCCGCCAUCCGCUCCAAGGACAGACUUUACUGCAGCGAGAGAGACCAGGGGGAGUAUCAUUCAGCAUCACCCCUUGGCCAACAUUGGCACUUAGACACUGGUGUGCGUCGUGGAGGAUGGGAGAGUGGCAGAGGUUUUGAAACUCCCGCGAUUUCAACGUGCCCGAAACGUAUCAAGUUGUUGCGCCGUUGCCAACGUGGUGGAUUAUCUGGGAGUGGUUGACACUGGUUUUGCAUUAUCCGUGCAUACCCGUCGAACUUUCUGGACAACCACUUUUUUUGUAUAUGUAUGUUUGUGUUUUGUGUGUGUGUGUGUGUGUGUGUUUUUGUUUUAAAACGUUGUGCUGGGGGAUUAUCCCGGGCCUGAGAUUCCCCCUCUGCUGCUGCCUCCUCUGCCCACAGCAUCCCUCCCCAAAAGGGGGGAGAACCAUGCAUCCAGAGGUGCCUGUGAUGUCUGUGUGACCUUCGCUCACUCUCUCUUCCUCCCCCUCUUGCUCCCCAACCAGCGUCUGUUUGUGCACUGCCCCCUCACUCUGAGUUGGAAGCCACGAUAUGUUGACUUGCAGGGGCUGACACACCAGCACUUUGCGGAUUCGCACAGUGCUGUGUAACCUUUGAGCUGUGGCAGAUUCCUCUUUAAGGGAAGGUCAGAAUGCUCAUUGGUCUGCCAGGGCCUGAGGUUGGCACAGGCUUGGCAGUUGACACGUGGUUGGAAGCUGGAGUGGCGGGGAGCAUUCCUCUUGCCAACACUGCCACACAAAGCCAGCUGCAGCCCUGAGACACCGUUGGGAAAGUUUGUGGCCGGCUGAUCCGGGCUGUGCUGAACCGUGGCCUCAGGGCAGUGGGCUUGAUGGGAAUCCUCAAUCUGCCUUGGCACCCUUAUCCUCCCCCAGCAAUUAACAAUGAGAGUGAGCCCCCCCCCCCCAAUCCUCCACCGGCCCUUGUGCAGUGGCGAGGGCCAUAUGUGGGUGUUAAGGGAGAGCUGUGAUACUUCCUGAUGUUCAGUAGCCUGUGUGAACUCUCACAGUCUGAGGGUGGUGAUUGAGGGGAGAGUGGUUGGGAGUGAUCCUCACUGAACGGGUCACUUCCUGUUGCCCUCUUGUUGGGGCUGCUGUGGUGGAUCAGAAAUGUCAUUUGUCUUUGUGAAGUUUAUCUUUCGCCUUGUGCUACCGUCAAACGCAAGCGACGAGUUUAAACCCCCAACUGGUCUUUUUAAGAAUAGUGGGAGACACCUCUGGGCGGGAGGGUGAGAUCGACAAGAGUCCUGUCGCUGACUGGUUCACAAAACAGCAGUGAAUCCUUUUGGAUGAAGAUGGAUUGAGCUGCACCUGAGCUGACCACAGUUACUGCACCCUGCAGUACUCUGUAGAGUUCCACAGCAGUGGUCAGUGCUUUUCCCAUUGGAACCACAGUCACUCUCGGGUUGCGUCAGAUGUGUCCUCGUCCUCUUCGCUGCCACUUGUGUGCCCAGUUUGGUGGACCUUUGGAGGGCAGUGUGUGACUGACUUGUUAAGUGGGCCAGGUAUUCAUAAAUAUCAGAAGGGGAAUGGAGAACUGUAGUGUCUGCAGUUUUGUUUUGAUUGCCUCUUGAGUGUGUUUAAAAUGCUACUGUUGUUUUUUUCCUUUUGAAAACCAAUGUUAUGAAGCUGCUGCACCCUUGCAAGUAACAGGGAGCAUUUGAGGAGGUUUUCAUCUUGUGAUCUGAUACCAGUGUGUUGUGUGUCUUCCUGUGAUUGUACUGGCUGUUUCUUCCUCUGUUGUAAUAAUCUGUAAUUACCUUAGCUUGUGAUAAUCAUGGUUUAACAGAAGAAAUUUUUUUUAUAUUUAAAUUCAAAACUCCUACGAAAUAAAGCCCUUUUUAACUGGGA